ACAGUCCCAGACGCUGGGCUGCGGGCGGAGGCGGGCUGGGGGGGGGAGGGAAGCCGCCAGAGGGUUGCCGCUGCCUGCGCUGCGCCCGGGAGCGAAUUGGAAGAAUCCAGGAUGUCAAGGCUUUGAAAAAUAGACAUCUUAUUAGACUACCAUAGUGAAGCUGAAAAGGUAGAUGCAGUUUCAAGUACCAGGCUGAGUGACCUAGUUAAGUGUACAGGUUGUGUACACUAUGUGUAUGUAUAUACCCACAUAUUUCCGUAGCCACACUGACUUGUUCUUGCAUACUCCUGGGAGUUUCGCAACUGCUGAAAAUUAACUUAAGAACCAGAUGGAGCAACUUGACAGCACAGGGAUCAAGAGCCCAUGGAAAGACACCUGCCACUAAUGGUCCGCUUUCCACACGGUCUUCACGGGUGAAAAAGGUUUGCAAGAAGAGGAAGAAAGAACACCGUCUGCCACAGAACAAGUCUCACAAAUACUUCCACAAUCUAAAGGAAUAAUUGACAGAGAGGCAGCGUGGGGAGGAAACUGACUUAGAUAUUGCAAAAGGAACAAUGAACUGUCUUUGGCACAUUUUUUGCAUUGACCUCAGUAUACUGUAAUUGAGUUUAAUGUACUGGACUAAUAAAUAGUGACCAUUUAUUGUGUGGUAAUGACUGGAAGAAAAUAAGUUUAGAAACAAUGGGACAAGUUUGGGCAUUGAACUGACAAAUCUCAUCCUCUGUAUUGAGUUAACUGGGUCAUAGAACAUACUUUGUCCCUUCCUUUUUUUCCCCUCUUUUUACUUAGGAUGGUAUAAACUCAAAUGUUAUUCAUCUAGAACAAUCAGAACUUGACGUAUAUUUCCUUCAUGUACAGCUGCAAAUGUGGUCUUUUGGAACUAUGAAUCUGAGCUCUAGACAAGCCUCAAGAAGGAAGGAGUCCAUCAAACAAGGAAAGAAAAUAUCUAGGGAAAUAGUGAAACUGGGAAGUAAGAUUUCGAGUACUGUUCCUCUUUUUUUAUUUGUUGAUUAUUUUUCUUCUUUCCUCGAAUCCUAGAAGGUUUGCUAAUGAGUGCUUUCUUGACAUGCUUUAAUUUUGGCACUUGUUUUUGCAGCAGGAUGAAAAAAGUCUGAUUCUUUUGUAGCAAGAAAAAGGGAAAAGUAAAAGAAAAACAGCCUGAUGUGCAGUGCUAUUCUGUAGGAGAGAGAAUUUCAUGGUUCACCUGAGGCAAACUUAUCUGCUCUAAAAGCUUUAGAGGAUUUCUGAUUCUGCUAAAUGAAAAGGGGUUUUCUUUUUCAUGCCCGUGUGGCAGCGAGAAGUGGGAAAGCAGGCGAGAUAGCAUGAUAAACAAUUCAGGUUGUGUUGGGUCUCUGGUGGAAAAAAGAGCUGCAAUGAAAAUAGGACUGUCUUUGGAUUGCAAAAACCAUUGAAUCCACCGAGUAGAUUAGUACCAAGAGGGAUUUCCCAUCUGGCCUGGCGCUGUGGUGCCUGCACAAGCUCGGAUCUGUUGUUUCGCACGGUUUGUGUGCCUUUUUUUCCCUUUAUGCAAUCUCUUUCAGCUUUAGCAGCAGAAAUUCGCUUGGCGGAGAAGUUAUGCCAGAGGGCAGCUUGGGAAAGAUGAAUGUCUUAUAUAUCUACAUGUAUAUGUGUGUGCGUGUUUAAAUUUCUGCGACUGAACUUUUGAAGAAAAUCUGACUGGAGGAAAUCUUAAAGCCUUAAGUUACUUGAAAUCUUUACACAUUUGCAACUCUUUGUCUCUGGAAUUGUAUUACGCUAAACUGGAAUCUCAGGCUGUAUAAAGAUAAUAUCAAAUUGAGCAAAAAGACGACUUACCACUUCUUGAGCGCCUCUUAUGAAGUAGCUGUUUCUCCAAAGGAUAAGUGCACCCUCACUCUAAUGACUCAAAGACAAAAGGAAUCUGAUUUUUUUUUAAGUGUUACUUUUUCUUAGCCAGCUGCCAUUGUCUUUUAUAGAAGAAUUUUUCACUAUGCAUUUGGUGGAUAUUUAUAAACACUGAUCCGUGUUCUCCCUUCCAAUGAUCUAUCCCAGGUCAGUCUUAUCAAUAAACAAAAUAAAAAUAAAAUUUUGUGCACUAGACAUAUUACUUUCUUAUGUCAACAAUUAAAGAUAAAAAAAAGCAUGUAUGCAGCGGUGGAACAUGGGCCUGUUCUUUGCAGUGAUUCCAACAUCCUCUGCCUCUCCUGGAAAGGUAGAGUCCCCAAAAGCGAGAAGGAGAAACCAGUGUGCAGGAGGCGGUACUAUGAAGAAGGCUGGCUGGCAACAGGCAAUGGCAGAGGAGUUGUCGGAGUGACUUUCACUUCCAGUCAUUGUCGGAGAGACCGGAACACCCCUCAGAGAAUCAACUUCAAUCUGAGGGGCCACAAUAGCGAGGUUGUACUGGUGAGAUGGAAUGAACCGUUCCAGAAACUGGCAACCUGCGAUGCAGAUGGAGGAAUUUUUGUUUGGAUUCAAUAUGAAGGCAGAUGGUCUGUGGAGCUUGUGAAUGAUCGCGGGGCACAGGUGAGCGACUUUACAUGGAGCCAUGAUGGGACUCAAGCACUCAUCUCCUAUAGGGAUGGAUUUGUGCUGGUUGGUUCAGUCAGUGGACAGAGACAUUGGUCUUCAGAGAUUAACUUGGAGAGUCAGAUCACCUGUGGCAUAUGGACUCCUGAUGAUCAGCAGGUACUGUUUGGCACUGCUGAUGGUCAGGUUAUUGUCAUGGACUGCCAUGGCCGAAUGCUGGCACAUGUUCUCCUCCAUGAGUCAGAUGGCAUCCUCAGUAUGUCUUGGAACUACCCCAGCUUCCUGGUGGAAGACAGCAGUGAAAGUGACACAGAUUCUGAUGACUACUCCCCACCGCAAGAUGGUCCAGCUGCAUAUCCGGUCCCAGUGCAGAACACCAAACCACUACUCACUGUCAGCUUCACGUCAGGAGACAUUAGUUUAAUGAACAACUAUGACGACUUGUCUCCUACUGUCAUCCGCUCAGGGUUGAAAGAUGUGGUGGUGCAGUGGUGUACACAGGGAGACCUGUUGGCUGUAGCAGGCAUGGAAAAGCAAAGUCAGCUAGCUGACCUAGGUAGCAGUGCCAUUCUGAAAAGUGCGCUCGUCAAAUUCUACAAUGUCCGUGGGGAACAUAUCUACACGCUGGAGACUCCUGUGCAGCGUCCCAUAAUCUCCAUUUGCUGGGGCCACAGGGACUCACGCCUGCUCAUGGCUUCCGGCCCUGCACUCUAUGUUGUCAGAGUAGAGCACAGAGUCUCCAGCCUGCAGCUCCUAUGCCAGCAGACCAUCGCUAGCUCUCUGCGGGAUGACAAAGAUAUCAGCAAACUGACUCUGCCUCCUCGGCUCUGCUCAUACCUCACCACUGCCUUUAUACCAACCAUCAAGCCUCCUAUCCCAGACCCCAACAAUAUGAGAGAUUUUGUCAGCUAUCCAACAGCUGGCAAUGAAAGGCUUCACUGCACGAUGAAGCGGACAGAAGAUGAUCCGGAGGUUGGAGGUCCAUGCUACACGCUGUACUUGGAAUACCUAGGAGGACUGGUACCUAUCCUAAAAGGGCGCCGAAUCAGCAAACUGCGGCCAGAAUUUGUCAUCAUGGAUCCUAAAACCGAUGGAAAAGCAGAUGAAAUCUAUGGAAACAGCUUGAUUUCCACUGUGAUUGACAGCUGCAACUGCUCAGACUCCAGCGAUAUUGAACUGAGCGAUGACUGGGCUGCGAAGAAAUCUCCGAAAAUCACUCGAGCUAGCAAAUCACCCAAACUCCCCAGAAUUAAUAUAGAUGCCCGCAAAUCUCCAAAGUUGUCGCGAGCUGCUCAGGAGAUAUCAAGAUCUCCAAGGUUACCAAUAAGAAAACCUUCUAUUGGUUCACCAAGCCUAACUCGACGAGAGUUUCCAUUGGAAGAUAUCACUCAGCACAACUAUCUUGCUCAGGUCACGUCUAAUAUCUGGGGAACCAAAUUUAAGAUUGUGGGUUUGGCUGCUUUCCUACCAACUAACCUUGGUGCAGUGAUUUAUAAAACCAGUUUGCUGCAUCUCCAACCCAGACAGAUGACUAUUUAUCUCCCUGAAGUGCGUAAGAUUUCCAUGGACUACAUUAACCUGCCUGUCUUCAACCCCAAUGUUUUCAGUGAAGAUGAAGAUGAUUUACCAGUAACUGGAGCAUCUGGAGUCCCUGAGAACAACCCCCCCUGCACUGUCAAUAUCCCUAUUGCUCCUAUUCACAGCUCAGCGCAAGCUAUGUCACCGACUCAGAGUAUAGGACUGGUUCAGUCCUUGUUGGCCAAUCAGAACGUGCAGUUGGAUGUCUUGACCAAUCAGACAACAGCAGUGGGGACGACAGAGCACGCAGGUGAUAGCGCAGUGCAGUACCCAGUCUCAAGCAGGUACUCCAACCCAGGACAAGUGAUUUUUGGAGGAGUGGAAAUGGGGCGCAUCAUCCAGGCACCGCCUCAGUUAUCCCUGCAACCGCAGGGUGCAAUACAGAUGGCAAUAAUGGAUCACAGAGAAGGAGACAGAGACCAUGAACAUCACCAAAAGGUAAAAACUUUACGGCCAGUGCAGCAGCUGGCAGAAGGGGACGCUGUUGUCUUCAGCACUGCACAAGAAAUACAACUGAACAAAAUGAACCCACCCCCUCCUUACCCUGGAACCAUACCAGCCGCUCCCACUGGACCGCCGCCUCCCCCGCCUGUCCCGCCCCAGCCACCUUUGGAUCUCUGUCUGAAAAAGGCAGACUUUUCUCUUUAUCCAGCAGGACAUUAUCAGACCCCUCUUGGCUACGAGCGAAUAACGACCUUUGAUAGCAGUGGGAACGUUGAAGAGGUGUGCCGGCCUCGAACGAGGAUGCUGAAUACUUAUACCCUGCCGGGUCCCGGCAGCUCUGCCACUUUAAGGAUUACAGCAGCAGAGAAGAAAAUCCAGCAGCCCUGUUCCAGUGCUACCCUGAAUAGGCUGACAGUUCCUCGUUAUUCUAUACCGACUGGGGAUCCACCACCUUACCCAGAAAUUGCCAGCCAGCUGUCACAGGGCCGUAGCAUCACACAGAGGCUGGACAGUAGUAUUAUCCAUGCUACUCUGCGGAGGAACAGCAGAGAGGCAGCUCUGAAAAUGGCUCAGUUGGUCGACAGCCAAAGAGCCACUUUACAACAUCCAUCAAAACCUAAGAGCAAUGUUGUGACAGCACAGUACCAGCAGAGGGCACCGACAGCUUUAUACACCUGUAGUCAAUGCAGCAGCAGUAAUAGCAACCCGAGUAGCAGCGGUGGCGGGAACAUCAGUAAUUCCAAUGCUAGUAACAGCACUUCCAGUAUUAGCAGUAUGAGGCCUGACGUAACCACUGGGAGCAGUUCCCAGCACAGUUCUGUCAUUGCUCACUCAGUCAGUACUUCGCCCUUGGCCUCCCAGUCCUCAUACAAUUUGCUGAGCCCACCUGAUAACUCUCGUGAUCGGACAGAUUAUAUCAACUCUGCCUUCACAGAAGAUGAGGUACUUUCUCAGCACUGUCCAGUGGAGAAAUCGAUAAGGCACAUGCCUGUAGCCUUGACAGAGGCUACUGUUGGUGGGAAGCAGCCACCCCCAUACCAGUGGGACCCUGUGGUGAGUGAGGAGAUAUGGGUUCCUCAGGAAAGGACAGCUCAAAGUUCAGUGCCCAAUCCUCUCAAACCUGCUCCUCUAAUUGGUCAAGCUCAGCAUCUUGAUAUGUCUCGAGUGCCAUUUGUUUCCCCCAAAUCUCCAACUAGUCCCCCUGCCACUUUCCAGAUGAGUUAUGGGGUUGCAGUACCUUAUCCAGGAAGCUACAGUGCCCCUCCUCUGCAGGGAAUGCAGGCCCCCUGCUCCCCCAAAGAUGCUCUGGCCCCAACACAGUUUGCACAACAGGAGCCAACUGUAGUACUUCAGCCAGGUUAUCCAUCUAACCUCUCCUAUUGCCCCUUGCCACCCAUGUAUCCAGGAAGUAGCACUUGCUCUAGUUUACAGCUGCCACCAAUAGCCUUGCACCCAUGGAAUUCCUACAGUGCAUGCCCGCCUGUACAGAAUUCUCAAGGCACUUUGCCCCCCAAGCCACUUCUAGUGGUGGAGAAACCAGUUAUGUCUCCACCGCCAGCAGAGCUUCAGGGUCACGUGGGCACAGAAGUAAUGGUGGAGACAGCAGACACCUUCCAGGAGGUUCUCUCCCUCACAGAAAGUCCCAUUCCUCAACGGACAGACAAGUUUGGGAAGAAGAACCGGAAGCGCCUGGAUAGUCGAGCUGAGGAAGGAAAUGUGCAGGCUAUCACAGAGGGCAAGGUCAAAAAGGAGGCAAGGACACUGACUGACUUCAACUCCCUAAUAUCCAGCCCUAGGCUAGGAAGGGAGAAGAAGAAAGUCAAGAGCCAGAAGGACCAGCUGAAGUCAAAGAAGCUGAACAAGACGAAUGAGUUUCAGGACAGUUCAGAGAGUGAGCCAGAACUUUUUAUUAGUGGGGAUGAACUGAUGAACCAGAGCCAAGGAAGCAAAAAGGGGUGGAAAACCAAAAGGAAUUUGAGGACAGCCAGUGAGCUGGAUGAGUUCAAGUGCCGGAAGGCCAACGAAAAGGAGGAUGGGAGGCUAGGAAGCCAGGGCUUUGUGUAUGUGAUGGCCAACAAGCAGCCCUUGUGGAACGAGGCGACACAAGUGUAUCAGCUGGACUUUGGAGGACGGGUGACCCAGGAGUCUGCAAAAAACUUCCAGAUUGAGCUGGAAGGACGACAGGUAAUGCAGUUUGGAAGGAUUGACGGCAACGCUUACAUUUUGGACUUUCAGUAUCCGUUUUCUGCAGUGCAGGCCUUUGCAGUUGCUCUGGCUAACGUGACUCAACGCCUCAAAUGAAAAGAGCAGAGACUGGAGAGAGAAAACCCUUCUCCUAAUGUCCGAACUGGAAAAUGUCAGGGCGGCCUGUUUUAGGUGCAUGAAGGCGCCGGGGAGUGAAGAAGGCAGUAAAACUGGAAAAAUCUCUUGGUGCCCAAAAGAGGGCAUUAACUUUAGUCAUAAUUGCAGUGGGGGAGCUGUUUGUUUGGGUUGUGUUUUUUUUUUUUUUUUUUAACAUCGUGUUGGGGUUUCAGAAAGAGCAUCAGGUGAGAGCCAUUCAGUGUUAUGUUGGGAAAUGUGGCUUUUGGCUUGUUGUGGUGGUUCUGCUGUGUUUGCUGCAGUAGCUGACGUAAGCUCGUAGGGGGGUAAAAAAGACUGCUCUCUUUGAUAGACUGCCGUAUAUCAUGCUGUUCUUUUUAAAACAGGGAACAUGACCUUUUUUUCUAGUCCAGUUUGUACUCCUACAUCAGUGAUAGCAGGAAAAAAACAAAAAAAGCUAUAAUACUUGAAGACACAUGUUUCUUCUCUGAUCAUAGCUGAGCACUGCAGGUACCCAGGAGGUUUAUGAAGGUCAAUAUUUAAUUUAUAAAUACUUAUGUAUUAUUCAGAAGAGAAGCAAAACUGUUACCAUUAGAUGGUUUCAAAACACAUUUCAUCGAAGAAGUUGGGUGUCUGCUUUUUGUGUGCUGUUACCUGGGAUAAAUAUAUUUCACUAGAUGAUGGAGAACAGUGGAGGGAGGAGUUGUGAGAGGUGCAUACAUAAGUGUAUAGGUAAGCAGUAUUCUCUGACUUGUACUACAUGUGUGUAGUACAUAAUGCAGCCUGGCGUAGCACAUGGGCAAGGGCUAAACCUCUUCACUAAAAGAUCUUUACAUGUUAAGAACAGAAUUGUUCAAAUACAUAAAAUGGGCCCAGUGAGUAAAAUUCUUCUAAAUCCAUGGUGAAUCGGAGCAUUGCAUUAAUUGGGAAAGAGAAAGGCGUGUGUUGACAGUAGGGGAUUUCUCAUCACUGCCGGUUGGAAAAAAGGGAGAAAAGGAAGGAAAUAUUGGAGAGUACCGCCCCUUUCACCCACCUCCUAUUUGAGUACAGCAUUAUAGGCUGUCAUUUGAAUGGUUAACAGUCCAAAAAAAGAAUGGGAAGCCAAAAUGUAUAUAGCUGGUUAUGGCUUUUUAAUCACCUAUAUACAGUAACAAGACUGUUUCUAACUGCAAAUCUGUCUUAUAUAAGUCAAAGCCUGUGUUAGGUGUUUCAAUGGAUAGAGAGAGAUUCUGUUAUUGCUCUAGUGCUCUCUCUCUCUCACAUGCACACACAUUUCUCUGUUGAAUACAGUUUGAUUUGGAAAUGCUUCCCCAGUAACACAUGAAAAUCCUGAUCAUUCAUUAAAUUAAAUUCACAGUAGGUUGCAAAAUGUAACUGUCGAUUUCCUUUAAAAAUACUCUUUCAAAUCAGGACACAUUUAGAAAGAUGGGGUGGUGGCUGGUUUAUCUCUGUCUGUAAGCCUCAGUUUUACUCCUUACUAGGAAACCCUUCAUAACUUGGUUUAAAACACAAACCAUACAUCAUGGGAGUAAAAUACAUCACUGUGAUUGUUUGAAAUGUCUGUAAAGGUAGGCUAGACUAAGUAGGCUUGAUUCAUUGCAGGGAACCCAUCGGGGGUACAGGACCCCCAGUGGAGGAAGGGAUGCAGCAGCUCCCUGGCUCCAACCUUCACUAGGGACUCUGAAGCCAGACAACAGAGGGUAGGUAAUGCUGGCCAGAGACAGGUUUUGACAAGAAUAUCUAGGGAUGUGCUGAUUCAGAUGAUCUCCCAGGCAACCUCCACCAGUGUGGCCCCAGAAAGACCCACCUGCAAGAUAAUACCGUCCUUCUGUUAUGGAGCCCCUGGGGAGGAUGGUGGUAUAAUCCCUGUAUCAUCUUGGGGCUCAGCAGUCUCUGCUUGCACAUGAGAGUGGAUCAAGCCCAAUAUUUCCCUUGGCAUUAACUCUUCUAUUUGCUUUUAUAUAUUCACUUUUGUUGAAACUCCAUCAAUUAGGUGUAUGUCUUUCUGUUACAGAGGAACCACAUCUCCACAGUUAUUUAGUAGCUGAUUUUAGUGACAGCUUCUGGAGUGUGUGUGUGGAGGAGGAGGUAGACAGAGAUCAAAUGGGCUUGGUCCUGCUGACUUUGAAAUCAGUGGGAGUUUGCCAUCGACUUCAGUGGGAGCGAGAUUGGGCCGAAAGUGCAGAAUUACGUGCUGUUUAGGCAACAGACUUAUUCCUUACACACAUGAUUUCAAUGGCACUACCCAUAUGAGUGAGGAUUGCGAGUCUUGACCCAAUGGUGCUUCUGAAGAGAUCCUAAUAGCUCUAAUUAAUCCCAUAAGCAACUCAUAAGCAGUACUGAAAUAUUGAGAAGUGUGCACUGAACACGUUGAGGCCAAAAGCAUAUUGAUUCAUUUCUUCUUUUAAGAGGACAGGUAUUCUGUUGCUUUAGAGAAAUAAUCCUCUUAAAGAGACAUUGUCAACUAGUUUUAGGCCAAGAAUGCAGAUUUAAUGGAAUUAAGUAUGUUUGCGCAUGUGUGUGCUCAACAUACCUCAUCUAAAGAGAACUGUUUUCAUACUGCUGUUUUCUUUAACUUUCCAGGCAAAGAUUUGUCAUCUUUUCUUUUUUAACAUUCCCCUGCAGUAUUAUGAACCAAAUUAACAGCAGCAAUGUGCAAAUGCAGGAAAACCAGAAAGCAAAAGUGGCGAAAACUUAAGUGAAACCUGCCAGUCUAGUUUUCUUAUCCAGAAUCCAUUGGUAUUUGGUUCUGGUAGCACACACAGUGUCUUGGAGCUUUCCAGAUAUAGAAGAAGGCCUUGUUCCCACCUCACAGAAGCACAAAAACAAACAACACAAAUGGUGAAAAUGGUGAUUUCUGACUUUCAUUGUUUUUAUGUUAUAAGGUACAGAGUUUUUCUUCUGUAAGUAUGUUGACAGUGUCCCUUUAAGGCAACAAUUUAAUGGCAUAAAGACUACCUACAGUUAGGGACAGAUUUUGCCCUCAAUUAAGUAUACACAAUUCCUGCUGAAGUCAAUUGAGGUGUGUGUGUGUGUGUGUGUGUGUGUGUGUGUGUGUGUGUGUGUGUGUGUGUGUGUGUGUGUGUGUGUGUGAGUGUACAAUUGGGUCCUAAAUUAUGAAGACAGCAGGUCACAAUGAUCAUUGUCUUUUUUGUUUCUUUGUAUGUUGAGAGAAAAUUUAAGAAACAACUUUAAAAGCUCUCCAAACUAAUACUUCCACUAGGAUGAUUUUAAUCAUGAAGAUUGCUGUUGCAUUCAAGCCAAAACACUAAUUUUACAUUUUAUAUUUAAGUGUUGCAACCUAGUUUUUGUGUAGACAAUUGUAAGUUCUUCUAGGAAGAAAAUAGCAACAUGUUCUGAAUUACCUAAUUCUUUUAUACAUACAGUAGUUUCCAGUAGUUCAAUAUGGUUUUCAAAAGCUUUGGUUUUUAGUUGUGCAAUAAUUGUUAAGCCAAAGGGCUUACGGUUUGUUUUUGAGGGGUUGCGUUAUUUUUUAAAGAUAAUUUAAUGCAAAUUUCCUGUUAAUGUCUGAGUCAAAUUAUUUAUCUUGCUUAAUGUAAUAAGUGAUUUAGGGAUUAUUUUAUUACUAUGUACCAGUGAGUAAGUACACACUUUCUUAUUUAUAUGAAAAGAGGAUCUUUGUAAUUAAUUGUUUGCCAGCAAUAUGUUUUGCUGCAAGAAAUUGUUUAAGAAUGUGUAUAGGACAACUUUUUUUGCUGGACAGUAUUCAACAUUUUAUAAUGUAGGGAAGAAUCUUGUUUAUCAGGCAGUUGGAAAAAGCAGAUAUGCUAUUGGGGAUUCUGUAGACUACAUACAGUGUAGAUUUUUUGGGGGGACCUGCAGAAAUCUGUCCUCUAUACUGUGUAUUUUCCCAUUGUGUUUUAACUGGCUUUUUCAGUCACGGAGAUGGUUUAAAAAACACAAAUCAUGAUUUGCUUUAUCUUUUCUUAGAGCUAGCUUUGAUUUUGUGGUACAGAAUAGAGGCGGGUUCAUGUAUAAAAUAAGUGUUUUAUAUUUGGCUCACUUUGGGUGACAUUCAUCUCAGUGCCAAGGGCUAGUACACAGCCUGUGCAUCACUGAAAUCCUAUUUAAGGGGCGAGAUUGCCUGUUGUGCUCAAGCUCCGCUCCUGUUACAGCUCCCUGAUUCUGAGGCUAAUCUGAGCUGACCCCAGCCCUGGGAAUGCUUAGAGUAGCUGAGAAGCUUUAAUUGGCCCUACAGUGGAGGCUAGGGAGAGCGGAGGACCUUUACACCAGCAGUGACUUCCCCUAUGCCAGGGGAUUUCCCUGCUGGCUGAUUUGCAGCCAGAAUCGAUCCCCAUUGCACUGCCUGAGUGGCGCAAAGAGGCCAGAUUUAAUUUGACAGUCUGGCUCUAGCCCUCAAAAUGUGGUGUAAGUGGGUCCAAAAAAUAAUACACAGACCUUGUCGGCCCUCUACAGAGGAGUGAAUUUCAUCCUGAGAACCACUGGUACUUUUCAGCAAUAGUACUAUGGUUCUAAAAUAGCAGAAAUAAAUAGGAGAGGGAGAUGAAAGUAGCAUAAAGGAAAAUUACUGAGUCAAGUUAAUAGUUUUACAUUCAUUCCCAGAGCAGACAAUGGCAAUUUCCAUGUGCAGUCAGAAUGAUCUUGCGUAUUAGUAGCUGUACAGUAAAUUUGCACUAGGGGAUACCUCAAAUAGGUAAACUCUGUCUUAAGCAACCUCUUUGAAGUAUCCCCAAGGUUUACAGUCCACUUCUGUUCCAUGUUUCAGUGAAGAUUCACUGCCACUAUGAGGCAAUCAGAUUUUGCUUGCGCUUUGAGUUGUUGCUUCAGAUAAUUUGAGUGCAGUUAUUUCUGAAGCCUGUUUUUUGUGGCUAUGUUACAUCUGGGCACCAAAUGAGCACUUAGCAACUGUGUAAAUCUUCAUAUGAAGAGGUGAACAUGGUGGAGGAGGAGCAGCUUUGACAAAAAAGAAAGAAAAAUUUGGCUUCUGCUAGCUUGAAAGAUGGUGUUUGCCAGAGCAGUAGUUAGUUGUACUAUAAUAAAAGCAGCUAUUUCUGCAGGGCACAAACUACUCUACACUGGCAACCUAGUGCUAGGUUGCCAACACAAGAGUCCUAUUCACUUUAGUACAAUCCUGUAUGGGCACAAGGGUCUUCACGCAUGAAUCCUUCUCCGGGAUCAGGGCUUAAGGCUGUUGCUACAUGUAUCGUGCUGGAGUGAAUUAAGCUAUAUUACCAUCUCCCAGGAAUGGUCUCAAAAGGGAAUCGUUUUAAGAUUACAUUUUUUCAAGUGUGCACUAAUACACAGUCACACACAGAAACUUUAAGGAUUAAAAAAUCCAACCCAGCACUGAGCAUUGCAUGUUGAGAAAGAAGUUUUAGGAAAGAAUUGCUUUGGGGUUUUGACUGUUUUAGGCUGUAUCUGUGCAAAUAGGAAAAUAUAGCAAGAGCAGUUAAAGUAAGAAGACAAAGGAGGAGUCACUGAAGCAAUUGUUGUUAUUAAAAUUAAAAAACAACAACUCUAGGCCCAUAAUUCCGCAAAUGUGUCCAUGCAGUCAGGCUCCUCUACUAUACAGAUUGACUUGAAUUGGACUCUGCAAGGGUGUCUCCACACAGAUAAAAUUGAAUAAUUGGGACUAUAAUGACUUUGCGGGAUGAAAGACAACCCCAAACUACUUCUCUCUCCAAAAUGUGCACAGAAAUAUUGGAUUCAUAAUGGUAGAUGGAUGUAAAGGCUCUGUAAAUGUUCCUAAUUGUUCCCCUCCAAUUUACACUAACUCCAAAUUUAAAAAUAAAAUCGGAUACAGGAGUUUUGGAUAGUGACAAUGCUGUCUGUCUGAAUAUUUAUUUUGUUGGCUAGAUAACUGAUUGUGAAAAGAUGGCCAGAUUAACAUUGGUUCAAAUAAUAAAAGUGUUAAGAUGAAAAAUAAUAAUAAAACUGAGAGAAACGUUUUUGUAUAAUGUUAGCAGAUAAUUGCGUUUUCAAUAUUUCAUCAAAAUAGUGCUCAGCAUAGUUCGCAUCAAUCUAUUAUUUCUGGUUCCUUGUUGAUAAGAUUUGUAAUUUUUCUUUCUUUUCUUUUGUUAGCUUGGUCUCUGUUUUGCCUUUUGCUUCCUAUUCUUUUUUUCUCUUACUGUGUUUUUCUCUUUUCUUUGUGGGUGCGUAUGUGUGUGUUGGGGGGAUGGUGUUUAAGAUCUUGUUUGUUGUAGAUACAAAAUAUGUAGUGUUGUUGAAUCACAUGGGGAUGCAUUUGAUUGAAAAAAGGCACGGUAGUAUUUCCUGAAAAAGAUUUUUUUUGCAUUUGUUUAUAAAUACAUUAUUUUGGUACUGUAACUUUGGACAUUUUUUCUGAAUCUAUUACUACUGUUUUUGGCUUUAUUUUUUUUAAACAAGUGUGCAGUCAUGCAGGUGCCGAGAUCCCUAGCCAAAUGACCCAGCAUGUUCUUUUCAAGCCUUCGGGGAAAUUGGUACACUGCUGCGUACUAUUACAUAGGUACACUAUUUUAAAAACAUAUUUCUGGAAAUGUUUUUUUUUAAAUAUGACAUUCUGAACCAGGUUUUCAUUGUAAUUAUAGACUUACCCUGAUCUGCCUCUCCUUUUAUGUAUCUUGUGUAAUAGAGUGUACGGGUGGUACCUAGAAAGCAUUAAUGGUUCCCCUUUAAUAAUGUGGUUUGUCCAAAUUCUUUACUGUCUACAUGAUUAAGAGAUGGACUGAUAGCCCUAUUUUUCCUUGAUGAUUUGGAGUUGUAAGAGUUGUCCAGCUGUUGCUUAAUAAAAUUUUGCAGACUAGAAAA
Molecule: messenger RNA, 13617 nt
Organism: Gopherus evgoodei (Goodes thornscrub tortoise)
Lineage: Eukaryota; Metazoa; Chordata; Testudines; Testudinidae
Gene: TULP4
Product: TUB like protein 4
Exons: 15
Coding region: 2122-6828 (1568 amino acids)
Molecular function (GO): protein binding
Source: RefSeq, a predicted model, not a curated record